AUGGCCCUACCCUCCUCGUCCACCUUCCCUCAGUGUCCCCGGGGCCCGGAGAAAGCGUCUCAGCGCCCCAUCGCUGGGCUGGGGGGCAGAAGGGGGAUCGCCCCUCUCAGCCCCUUUAGCUCAGCCCUCGCUUUGCCCCACAGCUGUGCCCGCCUAGCUUUCCACAUCCAGCUGCCCUACAGCUUCCUACACUUCCCCUACGUUGAGUCAGCCAUCCGCUUCACCUACAGCAAGGACUUCUGCGGCAACUGCUCCCUCUACCCCAACAGUACCCAGGAGGCUAACAGCACCAUGGUGGUCCCUGCAAACCCGAGCCCACUUCCUGAACAGGAGAAGGAGCCAGAGCUCCCCAUUCACCAGCACAACCCUCUCCAUCCUCACCACCACGUGGUCAGCAGUGAGAAAGCCUCAGACCCCAGUGGGGACCACCAACCUGCUGCCCAUGGUCUCCACCGCCACAGAGACCAUGGCAAGCCCAAUCCAAAAAGGCAGGAACAGAAGGAGCAACAUGACCACUAAGCAGGGCUGGGCCACCUUGGUGAACCCAGUGCUGUGCAAACCUUGCCAACCCACUUCCCAGAGGCCUGAAAGCAUUGGCUGGUCCCUCAGGCUGCUGGCCACCAGCAGCACUGAUAUAACAACCCCCUUCAGCAUCCCUCAUGUGGGUCAUAUUCCCACCCUGUGAUGAAAAUCCCCCUUGGACACCAAAAGAUGCUGCCUUUUAUGCCCUAGAGCUCAGUUCUGACUCUUCCUCUGCUGAUGCCUGCCUUUCCAUGCUCAAUGAAGCCCGUGGUGCAAACUGGGACCUCCCUGGUCAUUGCGGGAUGACACUGCAUGGAGCAGCAGAACAGGGGUGGAGAGACCAGAACUGGGUUGUGAGCAGAGCUGGCCAGCAGAGCCUCUGCCCAUCCUGACAUCCCUGGGCAUCUUGGCUGGGGAGCAAAUGGAGGGGCAGUGUGUGCCCCGUGAGACGUGAGGGCAGAGGCUGAGGGUGUUAGGAGUAGGUGCUGAUGGGAAAUCACCACUUGUGAUGGUCCAAACCCUGUACCCCCAAAGCUGCCACAUCCUGGGGACCUCCACGCCUUGCACACAGGUAUGUGCAGUGGUGAUGGGUGGCCGCAAGAUGGUGGCCUUGCCCCCUCUCAGAAACCCAGGGGCCGUGUCCAGGGCCCACAGCCCUGGCAGGAUGUGGUUGAAGAUCCUGGGGCCUCUCCUGGAGGGGAAGAGAGGUCGGUGGUCUGAGGAGGAUGUGAAUAUCGAGAUCAUGAAUAAAACCUCUGUGAAGUGAA
Messenger RNA from Struthio camelus australis, 1289 nucleotides. NCBI's taxonomy places the organism in Eukaryota, Metazoa, Chordata, Aves, Struthioniformes, Struthionidae. The record is from RefSeq and is a predicted model, not a curated record.